GAGAUGGAAGCAGAAGUCAGGACAUCCCCCUCCAGUUUAAAGAGUGACAAAUGUGACAGCUGAAAGGGGAGCGACACAAAGGGUCAGUACAAACAGUGUUGCAGAGUUUGGUGGCCCACGCCAUGGCUUGCAGUGUUUGCGGCCCGCGUGACGUUAAUUUUAAGCGUUGACAAUUUUUACUUCUUUUUUUUCUGCUCUUUUAAAUCGUCCCGGAUUAUCCUAUUCCCGAAUUAGCGCAUCACGGAUUAACGAGGUUCUACUGUAUUGUAUUGUACUUUUAAUUCGUUAUUAUAUAAAAAAAAUUAUGAAGCAUGUACUGAUUUGGAAAACUUAAUUUUUAUUCAUGAACAUGGAUGCAUUGUCUCUACUUUGGCAUUAAAUAAGGCAUAAAUCACAGAUGUAUUCUCAGAAUAUGCUAAAAAAUAAAAUAAAGCACAUUUAGGAUCUAGACUAGUAAUAUAAAUUUUUUUUUUUUAAUAACUUUACCGAGAAAUCUGUUACUUAGUAAUACAACAAUAAUGCCGACUUUCAUCACAAGUUACGGUCGCACAUGUAGUAAUAACUAGAGACCACGGAAAAUGGUGAAGUGCGAAAUUCACGAAAUAACGCGAAAAUUUGAUACUUUAAACGAAUUUUGCGACUUUCCUUUGAUUUCAACAUAGUCGCGAAAUUCACGAAUUUUCGCGCGAAAUUCGCGCUUUUUCGCACAAAAUGAUGUCCUUAUGUCGCAAGAUAUAUUUAUUUACGCCAUCAUAAACAUAGGAGUGAAAUAAACACAGACUGAAAGACUAGCACCGUGAUAUUAUCUUCGUUUUGACACGUUACUGAAAUUCACGUAGGUAUUUUUAUUACUCUACAAGCAGUAAAUAUUGCCAUCGCAAAUGAAAUAAAAAUGUAACAAAUGUCAACAAUCGAUAUGUGCACACUACCAACAUAACAAUAUUGACUGUCCACAGUUUUCGUGUUUAAUAAAACGUAAUUUCUGCCGCUAGGCGCACUGGUGUCGAUUUUUCUAACCUUCUACUUUAAUCGCAUAAAGCUAACAUGGCAGUCAUAUUUGCGUGCACAAAUCUAUGAGUGUUUACAUAUACCGUCGCCACAUUUUGUGAGUUUUGUUAUACAAUUGUAGUUAUGGCUAAGAUGCCGAAAAAUUUGACAAUAUUUGAUCGCGAAAGAGAGAUGAAAUUGGAUGGUUUUUAUAUUUUUGAUCAGCGGGACAAAAUUAUGAUGUGCAAGUUCUGCAACGUGCGGGUUGAUUGGACACGCAAAGACACAUGCAAAAAGCAUGUGGCAAAUGACACACACAAAAGAAAAAAACAAUUAUUUUGUCAGGCAAAUUCUACCGUGUCUAAACAAAUUUCGAUAAGCGACACCGUGAAAAAUAACAAACUGAAAGUGCAGAAACAAGAAUUUGUUUCUGAUUUUGUAAAUAUGAUGCUGGAAUCUAACAUUCCUUUGGAAAAAGCUGAUCAUCCAGCUAUGAGGGAAUGGUUGAACACCCAUGUUGAAGGCGCAGGGGAUUUGCCAUCAGCCAACACGCUCAGAGAAACAUAUGUCCCAAAAAUUGGCCAGUCAAAUAAGGAAGCAGUAAGGCACGCUGUAGAAAACAAACAGAUUGUAUUCUUGUGUGAUGAAACGACAGACAAAGUGGGCCGAUGUAUAUUUGUGGUUUUGAUUAGAGUGUUACGUUGUAGUUCGGUUCCUCUUAUGUAUGUAGGUGGUGUGAAAGAGUUGACAGCUGCAACUGGAUCUGAGUGUUCGAGAGCUAUUUUGUCAAUUGUGGCAGAGCUUGGAAUAAAAUUUGAAAAUGUUGUAGGUGUGAUAACUGACUCGGCCAAGUACAUGACAACUUGUGUGACUUCACUGAAGUGUGUCUUCAGUGAUGGUAUGGUGCAUGUCCAAUGUUGGGCCCACAAGCUCAACAUUAUUGCUAGUUUGUGGAGUGCCAACCUAACUGAACUGAACAUGUGUGUUGCAAAUGCAAAGCAUGCAUUUGUCAAUGCAAGAAAAAGGAAGCACAGGUACAUGUCUUUCUUGAAGGACAAGUACCCUGAGGAUGAAACAAAACACGUCCUGUUUCCACUUCCAAUAAUGACGAGGUGGACUUCAUGGUAUAAAUCUGCCAAUUAUGUAGGUGAACAUGUGGAUGAUUUGGUGGAGUUUUUGUCUGCAGAAGAAGAAGGAAGUAGUGCUAUUGUGCAUUUCAAAAAUCUCUCUCAAGAUGAUGUGGCUGUAAUCAAGUGCUCAUCAGUUUUUCUAAUUGAACAUUGCAUUAAAACAAUUGAUUCAAUAGUACUGUUAGAAGGUGCAAAUUAUGCCUUUUCACAUCAAGAGUACCCCAUACUAAUGGACCUUAAAAAUACAUUCACUCUGAUUAGCAGGGGAAUCCUAGGGGAAGAUACUUGCACAAGCAUAGCAAAAUUGUCAACUCAAGUGAAGCAGCAUUCACUUCGUGAAAAUCUUGUUAGUGUAGGACUGAAAUGUGUCACCAAGCUUUCCGAUUUGAUGAAUCGGAUUCAGGUAAAGACUUCAUUCUGCACAUCAGCAAACUUUUUCACCCCAGUAAUGUUUCGAACAAUGUUGUUGAUGAAAAACUGUACAAGUCAAGUGCAAAGAAGAUUCCUAUUCUUUGCCAACUUUCCCAGACAAAAUUUUUGGAAGGCUACUUGGCUUACCAAUAUCAGGUUUCACAACUUUUGGCUGAAAUGCAGCCUGUUGAUGUUGUCAGUGUUUUGAUGAACAUGCAAGUCCAACAUAGUGAAUUUGUUCAGCACUGUGUUCCUCCACUGUGGAUCCCAUCUUCAAAUGCAGACAGUGAAAGGGCAUUUUCAGCAUACUCACACAUUUUAGCAGACCGUAGAACAAAUUUAAAGGCUGAAAAUCUAGAAAUUCUUUUCACUCGAUUUUUUGGUAGUAAGGCACAGUCUGCUACUUUGUAGUGCCUGUGACUAUGGUAACUGUAGUGUUACACAUUUGUGUACUAACAAAACUUGCCUGCAGAGGAGAAUUUCUAGUAUGUACAGUGAGAGAGACUAUAAUUGAAUUUUGAUAUUGAAAUACUGUGUAUUGUAACUUAGAAUUUUUAA
Messenger RNA from Bacillus rossius redtenbacheri, 3086 nucleotides. RefSeq lists its product as uncharacterized. Gene Ontology annotation, molecular function: double-stranded DNA binding. The record is from RefSeq and is a predicted model, not a curated record. Gene Ontology annotation, biological process: regulation of transcription by RNA polymerase II. The transcript is spliced from 2 exons. Lineage: Eukaryota; Metazoa; Arthropoda; Insecta; Phasmatodea; Bacillidae. Gene Ontology annotation, cellular component: nucleus. The coding region runs from base 1132 to 2736 and encodes 534 amino acids.